Neocloeon triangulifer is the source of this 1243-nucleotide messenger RNA. Its product is annotated as homeobox protein Nkx-6.2-like. Gene Ontology annotation, biological process: regulation of transcription by RNA polymerase II; cell differentiation. Gene Ontology annotation, molecular function: RNA polymerase II cis-regulatory region sequence-specific DNA binding; DNA-binding transcription factor activity, RNA polymerase II-specific. The transcript has 4 exons. Gene Ontology annotation, cellular component: nucleus. The coding region runs from base 21 to 719 and encodes 232 amino acids. The record is from RefSeq and is a predicted model, not a curated record. NCBI's taxonomy places the organism in Eukaryota, Metazoa, Arthropoda, Insecta, Ephemeroptera, Baetidae.
UGCACACCGAGCACGGAGAAAUGCUGCUCGACCUGAGGGACAACUGCAGGGCUCAGGGCCCCCUGACGGCGCUCACCUCGAUGACCGAGAGCAAGACGCCGCCGCCGGGCAACUCGGCCAGCUCGAGUCCCCGCUUGCCGGCCACGCCGCACGGCAUCGAGCACAUCCUCAACAAACCCUCGGCCCUGCAGACCACCCACAACCCCCAACCGCCCCUCAACCAGAGGCUCGCCGCCGCUGUUGCGGCUGCAAACAUGUAUUUCAAUCCUGCCAUGCAUCAGCAACUGGGUCGGACAAAUCCCGCCCUUUACUGGCCCGGACUGCAGGGUCUGGUUGCCAAUCCUCUGGCCUGGAGAGACAGACUUGGCGCUCACAUGUGGAAUUCGCAGCAGAACGGCGGCCAUCAGCAGCAGCAGCACCAGCAGUCGCACACCGGGGGCUCGUCGCACCCCGACAAGGACCCCAAGAAGAAGCACACGCGGCCCACGUUCAGCGGCCAGCAGAUCUUCGCCCUGGAGAAAACCUUUGAGCAGACCAAGUACCUCGCCGGCCCCGAAAGAGCGAAACUCGCCUUCGCCCUCGGCAUGUCCGAGUCACAAGUCAAAGUGUGGUUCCAAAACAGGCGCACAAAGUGGAGGAAGAGACACGCAGCCGAGAUGGCCACGGCCAAGCGGCGACAAGAGGCGGCCGAGGAUGAAGUCGAGGAAGACCUCGAAUGAUACAAACAGUUCUACAAAGUGAGUUCUCGCAAAUGAGCGCAGAAGAGAAACAUACAAAAACAAACUUCGCGCCAGUCUCGCUGUUUGAAAAAGGACAAUUCAUCGUUAAAUGUGCAAAUUACGAAUUUGUAUAAAAAUGAUAAAUGGAUGUUAUUCUCUUCGGAUAAAAAACUAAUUUAUUAAAUUGCGGAAGAGGAAGACAAAAGAAGUCAGCAACUCUCUGCGUUGCACUCCAAACUGUUUAUUUAUAAUCGUCAUUGUGAUUGUGUAAAAAGUUUCAACGCCACAGCACAUAUAGGAGGGGCGGAUUUCAUUGGCGACUCUCAUCGUUCCAGUCAGCCAGCAUGAUUAAUUGAUUAUUUAUUGUUGGAAUGUUGUUAUUAAUUUGGAGCCGCCAGCUGCUGCACGCGCGAUGUAAAUUUUGAUUGCGGAUGGGAUUUGAGCAGUGGCGAAAUUUGCGAGUCGGUGUACCAAAGAUGUGUAAAUGUCAAUACGAAAAUAAAAAUAUAUUAAUUUAUCUCUCG